Cricetulus griseus (Chinese hamster) is the source of this 4692-nucleotide messenger RNA. Lineage: Eukaryota; Metazoa; Chordata; Mammalia; Rodentia; Cricetidae. The record is from RefSeq and is a predicted model, not a curated record.
CCCUGGUCUCUAUAGCCCUUUGUCCUCCAGCCUCCCCGGGGCUCUGGGCCUGCGGGCCUGGUUGCUAGGCGGAAGCGGGGCGCGGCGGCGUCCGCUGCGGCUGCCCGGGCGUUUGAAAAGCCGCUUAGCGGGCGGCAAAAGACCCCGCCGCCGCGACCAUGGUCUUCAAGUCCGACCAGUUGCUCAUCGUCGUGUCCAUCCUAGAAGGUCGCCACUUCCCCAAACGUCCAAAGCAUAUGCUUGUGGUGGAAGCCAAGUUUGAUGGAGAGCAGCUGGCUACUGAUCCUGUCGAUCAUACUGACCAGCCAGAAUUUGCUACUGAGUUAGCCUGGGAAAUUGACAGGAAAGUUCUUCAUCAACACAGGUUACAGCGCACUCCUAUCAAACUCCAGUGUUUCGCCUUGGAUCCUCUGUCUUCUGCCAAGGAAACCAUCGGCUACAUUGUUUUGGAUUUAAGAACCGCUCAAGAAACAAAGCAGGCACCCAAGUGGUACCAGUUGCUGAGUAACAAAUACACCAAGUUCAAGUCUGAGAUACAGAUAAGUAUCACUCUGGAAACAGAUACAAAGGCACAGGUGGAUAGUUUUAAAGCAAAAGGAGCCCCUCCUCGGGAUGGAAAAGUCCCUGCUAGCCUGUGUGGAGUCGACCCGAAGGACAUUGUUGCAGUGUUGAAUGAGGAGGGAGGCUACCAUCAGAUUGGACCAGCAGAGUAUUGUACCGACUCCUUUAUUUUGUCAGUGACCAUAGCAUUUGCCACCCAGUUGGAACAGUUAAUUCCAUGUACCAUGAAGCUUCCAGAAAGGCAGCCGGAGUUUUUCUUUUACUAUUCUUUACUGGGAAAUGAUGUUACCAAUGAGCCUUUCAAUGAUUUGAUCAACCCAAACUUUGAGCCCGAGAGAGCAUCUGUUCGCAUACGUAGCAGUGUGGAGGUCCUGCGUGUGUACUUGGCUCUCCAUUCUAAACUGCAGAUCCAUCUCUGCUGUGGAGACCAGUCACUUGGCAGCACAGAAAUACCUUUAAAUGGACUGCUGAAGAAGGGCAGUAUAGAAAUUAACCAUCAUCCAGUUACAGUCGAGGGGGCUUUUACCCUUGACCCUCCGAACCGAGCCAAGCAGAAACUCGCGCCUGUCCCUCUGGAGCUGGCCCCAACUGUGGGAGUGUCAGUGGCCCUGCAGAGAGAAGGCAUCGAUUCCCAGUCUUUAAUUGAAUUAAAGACCCAGAAUGGACAUGAGCCUGAGCAUUCAAAGAAGAGAGUUUUAACUCCCAUAAAGGAGACGACACUCACUGGGCCAAAAUCUCCAAGUGUGUCCCCCAUCCCACCUCACAACCAGACACCUCCGACCAAAGAUGAUGCAACAGAAAGUGAAGUGGAGAGCCUGCAGUAUGAUAAGGAGCCAAAACAAAAUGCAAAGGGCAUUAGCUUCAUCCCUGCGUCACUGACCCAGCCAGUGGCAACCUCCAAUGCAUCAGAAGUGGUGACAUCAGGACAGAAGAUUGCUGUUCCAGCAACAUCACAUCACUUCUGCUUUUCAAUAGAUUUAAGAAGCAUCCAUGGCUUGGAAAUUAGCUUUCCAGUCAACUGCAUAUUGAGGUACUCCUACCCAUUCUUUGGCAGCGCGGCUCCUAUUAUGACUAACCCUCCUGUAGAAGUUCGGAAAAACAUGGAAGUUUUUCUUCCCCAGUCUUACUGUGCAUUUGAUUUUGCAACUAUGCCUCACCAGCUGCAAGACACCUUCCUACGGAUCCCACUGCUGGUUGAACUGUGGCACAAGGAUAAAAUGAGUAAGGACCUACUCCUUGGGAUUGCAAGAGUCCAGCUUUCUAACUUCCUGUCUGCAGAAAAGACCCGGUUUCUGGGUGCUAAUGGUGAACAUUGUUGGCGGCAGACUUACAGCGAGAGUGUGCCUGUUAUGGCAGCACAGGGAACAAGUACACAGCUGUUUAGGUCAAAUAACAGGAUAGUGGAUCUUUCUUUCACAAUGACUCUGGAAGACUAUGGGCUAGUGAAAAUGCGUGAGAUCUUUGUAUCUGAUUCGUCUCAGGGUUUGUCUGCUGUGCAGCAGAAGCCAUCUUCUUCUCCUCUUACAGCUCCAUGUCCUUCUGAGAUCCAGAUGGAACCUCGAGAGACCUUAGAGUACAAGGCUGCGCUUGAGCUAGAAAUGUGGAAAGAGAUGCAGGAAGACAUAUUUGAAAGUCAGCUAAAACAGAAAGAAUUGGCUCACAUGCAGGCUCUUGCAGAAGAAUGGAAAAAAAGGGACCGGGAAAGAGAGUCACUAGUGAAGAAAAAGGUAGCUGAAUACAGUAUUCUAGAAGGCAAACUUCAAAAAGCCCUCACUGAGCUAGAGAACCGAGAGCAGCAGCUUGCCAGUGUAGAAGUGGAGCUUCAGAGAGAGAGAAAAGAACUGCAGUCAGAACGGGAGCGGAACCUUCAAGAACUUCAGGACUCUAUCCGCAGGGCCAAAGAUGACUGUGUUCACCAAGUGGAUCUGGAGAGGCUGAAGCUGAAGCAACUGGAAGAGGACAAGCACCGGCUUCAGCAGCAGCUUAAUGAUGCUGAGAAAAAGUAUAAGAUUUUAGAAAAAGAGUUCCUCCAAUUCAAAGAUCAGCAAAGCAACAAACCAGAAAUACGGCUGCAGUCGGAAAUAAAUCUCCUCACCCUGGAAAAGGUUGAACUUGAAAGAAAGUUGGAAUCUGCAACCAAGUCUAAACUACAUUACAAGCAGCAGUGGGGACGAGCUUUGAAAGAACUUGCCAGACUCAAGCAGAGGGAGCAAGAAAGCCAAAUGGCUCGCCUUAAAAAACAGCAAGAGGAGUUGGAGCAGAUGCGACUGCGUUACCUGGCUGCCGAGGAGAAAGAGACAGUGAAAACUGAGCAACAGGAACUGCUGGACAUAAGGAACGAACUGAACAGGUUAAGGCAGCAAGAACAACCACAGUACCAGGACUGCAAAGAGAUUGCAAGUGGGAAAGUGAGCAGCCCGCAGGGCUCUGCACUGGAAGAAGGCCUGGAUGACUAUUUGACACGGCUGAUAGAAGAAAGGGACACUUUGAUGAGAACUGGUGUAUAUAACCACGAAGACCGAAUAAUAAGUGAACUGGACCAGCAGAUCAGAGAGGUUUUGGCCAAAAACAUUGCCAGUAAUCAAUGACAUUUGGGAAAUCUUUGCAGAUACUCUAGAUCUGGAUUUUAAUUUUUAUGCAAAAUCCUCAAAAGGAAGGAAAAUGACUAUUUUGGAAUGCUCUUUUUAAUUUUUUAUAAGCUGAAUUUUAUAUGUUACUGUAUAUAGUAUUUAUUUGAUUUUACUUACGCUAACUCUCCUAGGCUGAUUUCAUUUGUAACUGUAUUAUAGAUGCUCAUUUAAAAUGACUUUUCAGUGUUCUUCAGUUUAAUAUAAAAAGAGCUUUUCACAACUUGUUCUGGGAGAAUUGGCUACAAUAAUUUCCAGCUACGUAAUUUUUCAUGUUGAGCCAAGAGAGUAGGAGUUGCACUUUAAAAAUGUUGUGCCCUCUUCCCUCCUAUUGUAGAUAUCUUCAAGUUGAAGCCAAUUAUAAAUGUAGCCAUUUUUUAAAAAUCAUUUUAUAUAACCAGUCUUUUUCCCCUCACUGUGGUAUUUGCAGUCUCAGGCAGAGAAGCCGUAUGGCAUUUUGGGUGACAAAUUAACCGUUUGUUUAAAUACAGUUCAUCCAGAUUAAGAACAAUUGAAUACCAAAUUUCAUCAUAUUCCACUUUAAGAAUACAGGAUAAUAGCUUGAUCCGGUCUUCUCUUAUGGUCUCCCACUCAAGACCAUAUGAGGUUUUUUUUGUUGUUGAUAAAAUUAUAGGUUGCCUUUAUUUCUCAGUGAUAGCAACACUAAGCCAUUACAGCUUCAUAAAUAGGAUAUGGAAACAGAUACCUAAGAUAGCAUUAGCUGAAAAACAAACAAACAAACAAACAAAAAAACAAGAGAAGCUGAACUAAAUUUUUACUCCCUCUCCAUUGAGUCUUUUUUCAAAGGCGCCUGAGAGUGAGUUGAUGCAGUGCCAUGUCCUAUAAACCUCCGAGUUCCUUUAUAUCGUGUUCUCCAGAGCCAAAUAUCCUCAUGAUGGCGCAACCACUAUCUCCACGUGAUGCUGAACAGGUUAAUCAGCAAACUCCCAGUUCAGGUCGGGUCUUAAAAUACAUGAAGUGCAAAAAUUCUGAUUCCCAAAUACAACAAAUUGAAGUGUAUACUUUAGGGAGUAUGUACUAAUAACCAGUAACUUCAACAAAAGCAAAGUAGGUUAUGUGGUAAUGUUCAUUAAAUAUAUUUCUUGUUUGUGAAAUUGAAACCCCUAUAGGCAUCAUAUGCUUCUUUUCUUUAAUUAGUGAAGUCUCAGUCUUCUGAAAGCAAACCAACAGUAAAUAACAGAAGGGUCAUUGGAUGUGAGGGUGAUGACACAGAUAAUCAUAGCAGGGAUUUGAAAUAUGAAUUAUGGUUACAUUGUCCCUGAUUUUUUUGGUGACACAUGAAUGGAGCAAAAGUAUUUUUGUUUUGGAAGAAGGUACUGACCCAAUGCUGGUUCCUCCACCUGUGAGGCCUGGAGCUUUCCAAACACUAGAGGGGGCCUUAGAGCAAACAGAAAAGGACUUUAAAAUCUAUGUGUGCUUUGCCUUCUAGAAAGCCAUCUUUGAGCUGCUGUAAUUUGACAAAUAAAACCCUAACUGUGUGCAA